This is a messenger RNA of Microtus oregoni (creeping vole), 852 nucleotides long. Its product is annotated as H-2 class II histocompatibility antigen, E-S beta chain-like. The transcript is spliced from 5 exons. Gene Ontology annotation, molecular function: MHC class II protein complex binding. Gene Ontology annotation, cellular component: lysosomal membrane; late endosome membrane; MHC class II protein complex. Gene Ontology annotation, biological process: immune response; peptide antigen assembly with MHC class II protein complex; positive regulation of T cell activation. The record is from RefSeq and is a predicted model, not a curated record. The coding region runs from base 1 to 852 and encodes 283 amino acids. NCBI's taxonomy places the organism in Eukaryota, Metazoa, Chordata, Mammalia, Rodentia, Cricetidae.
AUGAUGAAACCGUGGCUCCUCAGAAGCCCCUGGGUGGCAGCUGUGGUCCUGACACUGAUGGUGCUGAGCUCUUCCAUGGCUUUGAUCAGGGACCCCCGACCUUGGUUUUUGGAACAAGUUAAACACGAGUGUCAUUUCCACAACGGGACGCAGCGCGUGCGGUUUCUGGACAGAUACUUCUACAACCAGGAGGAGUAUGCGCGCUUUGACAGUGACGUGGGCGAGUACCACGCGGUGAACGAGCUGGGGCAGCCAGACGCUGAGUACUGGAACAGCCAGAAGGAGCUCCUGGAGCAGAAGAGGUCCCUUGUGGACACUUACUGCAGAUACAACUACCAGGUUGCGGAGAGCUUCACUGUGCAGAGGAGAGUUGAGCCUGUGGUAACUGUGUAUCCCACAAAGACAGAGCCCCAGGAGCACCACAACCUCCUGGUCUGCUCUGUGAGCAGCUUCUACCCCAGCCAGAUUGAAAUCAGAUGGUUCCGGAAUGGCCAGGAGGAGAAGACUCGGGUCGUGUACACAGGCCUGAUCCAGAAUGGAGACUGGACCUUCCAGACCCUGGUGAUGCUGGAGACGGUUCCUCAGAGUGGAGAGGUUUACACCUGCCAGGUGGAGCAUCCCAGCCUGACCAGCCCUGCCAGAGUGGAGUGGAGGGCUCAGUCCUCAUCUGCACAGAAGAAGAUGCUGAGUGGAGUCGGGGGCUUCGUGCUGGGUCUGCUCUUCCUCGGGCCUGGGCUGUUCAUCUACUUCAGGAACCAGAAAGGAGAGUCUGGACUCCAGCUGACAGGUAACACCUUUCAGUCUUCCCUCAGAGACAGAUCUGCCUUCCCUACAGUGUGGGCUGGGGUGUGA